GCAUUAGAGCCAAGAUGAAACUCUAUGGAUUUUUUGCUAGUGUUGUUCUGCUGUCUUUGGCCAAAGGACUGAGUGCCGACUGGAAAGUUGGGAGAACACAAGUGAACUCCAUUCCAGGGAACAGGGAAGAUGACCACGAAUCCAAUCACCAGACUAUCGUUAUAAUGGAAGAAGACCCUGCUGUGAUAGAAUCGGGAACUUAUCUGUUUGAGAGGAAUCCAAACUCAUCAACUUUGGUGAAGUACCACAAGGGGGCAGUGCAUUUUCUGAAAGGAGGCCCUUUGAUUUCUACCAGAAGUGAGGAUAUUGUAAUUGUUGGCCAUGGUAGUGAGGGUCUCACAGGAGAACGCCAACUGGCUGGUUAUAGUGCAGAGGAAGUUGCCAGAUUUGUUUCCAGCCUGAAGACUGAACUCUUCAUUGGUUCCAUUGGCACCAUCAGUCUAAUCAGCUGCUACCUUGGAAAUGACCAAAACUUUACUCUGAAGCUGCUCCUAGCUCUCUCUUCUUAUAAUGUGGAAACAACAUUGCACCUACACUACACCCUCCUAUCAGUUGAUCCUGAUAGGGGGAUCAUGAGUGGACGCGACGGGAUCUGGAGGUCCCAUGACUACAGCACCAGUGUCAUUGCUGUACUCGGCCCAACGGGUGACCUGCUGACAAGGAAAAUGUUUGGCUGUGCAGGUUCAGUAUAUCCAAAAUAUAAAGGAAAUAUUCUGUAUCUUCAGAGUCUAGAGUGGCCAAGACAUCCUCAAAUGUUCGUUCCGAUGGAGCUGCGCAAAAAGUACCCCUCUAUUGACUGCUUGGAGGGGCUUACUUGGAGCUUGUUUUUUGAGGAAAAUGAAAAAAGACGUGCUCCUGAUUACAUCCCCAACAAUGAUCACCUGAAAGCAGUUUGGCUUGAAGUGACAGAGGAGGAUAGCAUUGUCCUCAAACACAUCACCAACAUACAGGAUCUUCUCGUGGAGAUCCGCUACAGUGCCAGAGAAGAAGUGGCCUCAGACCUGUAUUAUGUUCUAAAUGACUGUAUUUAUAAAAUCCAUGGGAAAAAUCUGAGUGUAAGUCUGGUGGGCAAGUUCAUGAGAACUGACAACAAAGCUGAAAUUGAACUUUUUCGUCAGAGUUUUAGUGACCAGCAGGGGGUAUCUCCUCUACAGGAGCUGCAAAAAGGUCUUAAAGCAUCCAAAUUUAAUGACUUCUGCCGCCAGACCUUUCAGUUCCAACAGUGUACCUACAACUGUGAGAGGUGGGGGCGUUAUUUCAUGGCUGCAGUGUUUUCAGCAUCAGUACUCAACUUCAGAACCUUCUCCCUUUUUCUCAUGAGUGUCAUCGGCUGUGAGGUAGGACGUUUUCGAGGGACUGACAGCCCCCUGUGCACGGCCUUUGUCGGCGAAGACCAUCCCAUGAUCACCGAUCAGCCCUGGCCUGAACAUCUGAAACGAGGAUUCUAUGGGUGCAGUGUUGACAACUAUCAGAUGGCACCACAGAACAGACAGAUCUGGUUGGAUCAAGUUGUUGCAAAGGAAAAUUCUCUGUACAUUAAAUCAAAGCAAAUGAUGGAUGCGUUUAAUCGCAAUGACCAAACUGAGUUAGAGAUCUUUGGGAAGAUCAAAGUCAUGAAUAAGUAUGUGUUCUCAUCUUAUCUGGAAUACUUUCGUGGUACGCCUGAAGGCAAGAAACUUAAGCGAGGAUGCACUACCUCGUUCUAUGAGAACUGAAAUGCACCACUCAGAUUUAAUGUUUGGAUUUGAUUAUUUUAGGGUUAUUUGUUUUACAGUUAGAUGGGAUAUUAUUCAGUGCUAAAGUGUCUGCCCUCACUCUGAGGAUUAAAAGAAUCUUAAUUUAAUGCAAAGAAUGUUUUAAAUCUUCCUAACUGAAAGGGUUUAGUCAGUCACAUGAAGUAAUAACAUAUGGUCAACACAGGCUUAGGAAUGCUUGUUAUCAGAGG
Molecule: messenger RNA, 1945 nt
Organism: Fundulus heteroclitus (mummichog)
Lineage: Eukaryota; Metazoa; Chordata; Actinopteri; Cyprinodontiformes; Fundulidae
Exons: 3
Coding region: 15-1715 (566 amino acids)
Source: RefSeq, a predicted model, not a curated record